Messenger RNA from Kogia breviceps (pygmy sperm whale), 2677 nucleotides. NCBI's taxonomy places the organism in Eukaryota, Metazoa, Chordata, Mammalia, Artiodactyla, Physeteridae. The record is from RefSeq and is a predicted model, not a curated record.
GUUGGAGAUCUUCUCUUACCUCCCGGUUCGGGACAGGAUCCGCAUCUCCAGGGUCUGUCACCGCUGGAAGAGGUUGGUGGACGACCGGUGGCUGUGGCGACAUGUCGACCUGACGCUCUACACGGUAUGCGGGGCUGGCCGGGCAGGUCUGGGCCAAGGUUGGGUUGGCCCGACCUCGAGGACCACGCCUCCAACCCUGUGUUUCGAGCGAGGCUGUCCCGGGUGCAUCCCGGCCGCGUCAAUUAUUUGCUCCACUGUGACCUCCAGGCUUCAGUUUCCCCACCUCCAGAAUGGGUGUUACCAAAGUCGUGCAGGGAAAGGGCUUAUUGAUGAGUUUUCAUGGAGAAACCAUUUUCCAUAGUCAACUUAUUUCCAGAAUUAAUCUCCUGAGUGGUGCAGGCAAACCAUUUCCACUUUCUCCCAUUUGCAUUUUAUUUUUUUCUUUUUAUUAUGAACUAUUUCAAAUAUAUGUAGAAAUGUACAGAGGAUAAUAUCUGAAACUAUGUACUCACCACCUAGAUUUAACCUUUUUUAACCUUUGGCCUUAUUUACUGCUGAUCUUCUGAAACACAUACAAAUGUUUAUAUAUACACAUAUGCAUACAACAUUUUUAGGUAUAUUUCUUGCACUUUUGAAACCCUCCUCAGAGGUAACCACUGUCAUAAAGUGGAUUUGUAACCUUUCGCGUUUUUAUUUAUUUAUGUGUGUGCCCGUAAGCAAUACACAGUAUUGUUAACAUAUUUCUAAAAUUUAGAUAAUGUUGUUCUACUCUUUAGUUAAAUGCUGUUUUACUUAUAUAACCAGCUUUAUUCACACAUCACUUUUGAGAUUUAUUCUAAUCAGCACUUGUAAAUCUAAUUCAUUCCUUUGAACUGCUGUUAAAUGAAUAUACCACAAUUUGUUUAUCUAUUUUCCUGUUGACAGAUGGUUAGGUUAUUUCCAACUUUCUACUGUUGUGAACAGCUUUAUAAGGCAGUGUCUCAGACUUUAUUGUGCAUAUGAAUCACCUAUGGGGAUCUUGUUAAAAUGCAGAUUCUGAUUCAUUGGCCUGGAGUGGGGGCCCCAGAUUCCAAAUUUCUAACAACUUUCAAGGUGUUACUAAUGCUGUUGGUUCUUGUUCCACAAGAAUGUCCUUGUGUCUGUCUUCUUGCAUCCAGGUACCAGUUACUCUGAAACCUAGAAGUACAAUUUCUGAGAGAUGCGGCCUAAAGUCAUGUGGCACCUCCUUCGCCGGUACAUGGCAUCCCGGCUCCAUUCCCUGCGGAUGGGCGGCUACCUGUUCUCGGGCUCCCAGGCUCCCCAGCUGUCCCCCGCCCUGAUGAGGGCCCUGGGCCAGAAGUGCCCCAACCUCAAGCGCCUCUGCCUGCACGUGGCCAACCUGAGCAUGGUGCCCAUCACCAGCCUCCCCUGCACCCUGAGGACCCUGGAGCUGCACAGCUGUGAGAUCUCCAUGGCCUGGCUCCUCAAAGAGCAGGACCCCACCGUGCUGCCCCUGCUCGAGUGCAUCGUGCUGGACCGUGUCCCCGCCUUCCGCGACGAGCACCUGCAGGGCCUGACGCGCUUCCGCGCGCUGCGCUCGCUGGUGCUGGGCGGCACCUACCGGGUGACCGAGACCGGGCUGGAUAUGGGCCUGCAGGAGCUGAGCUACCUGCAGAGGCUGGAGGUGCUGGGCUGCACCCUCUCGGCCGACAGCACCCUCCUGGCCAUCAGCCGCCACCUCCGAGAUGUGCGGAAGAUCCGGCUGACCGUGCGGGGCCUCUCGGCCCCUGGCCUGUCGGUCCUGGAGGGCAUGCCGGCCCUGGAGAGUCUGUGCCUGCUGGGGCCGCUCAUCACCCCAGAAAUGCCUUCCCCGCAUGAAAUCCUCUCCUCCUGCCUCACCAUGCCCAAGCUCAGGGUCCUUGAGCUGCAGGGGCUGGGCUGGGAGGGUCAGGAGGCGGAGAGGAUCCUGUCUAAGGGGCUACCCCACUGUAUGGUCAUUGUCAGGGCCUGCCCCAAAGAGUCCAUGGACUGGUGGAUGUGACUGCACCAGCCGACCCUGAGACCCCUCUCAGCUUUUAUUAAUGAGUCCCAGACCCUCUGAGCAGCACCUUACCAUGGGCAGGUAAUCAGGCUGGAGAGGUAUGAAGGCCACAGGUAGAGAGAACCCAAGCCUUGGCUCCUUCAGAUCAUUGGAAUCAUGGUUUGCCAGCUGUGUGGCCUCUGUGACAUCAGCCAGCCUCUCGGAGGCCCUGUCCUCACCUCCAGAAAUGAGGAAGACCAUAGCUACCUCUCGGUUAUGUUGCAAAGCCUUACUCUUUACCAGCCCUGAGGCCCGAGAAGGUCCUCGAUGAAGAGCCAUUCUCAGGAACAGGACAGAUGUGGAAGGGUGGGUUAGGAGUUAGGGAGACCUGAGGGGCCAAGGCCCCUAAGGAAGCCUGGAAGGGCUGUCAACGCAUGUGCGCCAGCACACUGACACAUCACUGACAUGCCGACACACCACUGACACGCUGACACACCAUCGAUAGUCCCCCAUGCACGCAGGAGACACGGAGAGAAGGGCAGAUACAACUCAUGCUUUGAUGAUCGAAAUGUUAAUAAAGGUUCUAAGUUGUCCUUUCAGUAUUUUGUAUUCUGUAUUUUCCAAGUUUUCCGCAAUAUAUAUUAUUUUGCUAUUAAAGAAAAAUAAUCAUGUUUUUCA